GUCCUAUACCCCGGACUGGAGACACUGCGUUUCUGCUCAAUGUUUCAUGGACGGUUUGAAUAGAUUAUCUCUAACGGAAUACUUGAGAGCCAAGAAUUUAGUCUACGGUUCGUUGCCUGUUCUGCAGUUUCAAUGAGCUAUCGGCUUUUUUAUCACAGUGAGUAGGCUGAACGCGAUACGCUGUAUAUUUGUUGCAUAGCCUACUUUUGUAAAGGUGUGAGUCUGUUAGAAUGAAUUGCCGCUUUUGGUAUUAUGUCAUGUAGUCUGGCGUGUUUUUAGAACUAUGAAUGACCCCAGUGACAAGGAUUUAAUACCGAUAUCUCGGAAACACCGACUCAUGGCUGCUGUCAUGCCCGGGGACGAGAGCCCAUUGUACAGCAACACUUCCAGGUCUGAUCGGAAUGGGAUAGGAUUGGUUCACUGUUUUAUAUGUGGAAGCGGCGUUUCGCCAGGAAAAGAAUUGAGAUUACAAGUGAAAUAUCCGAAAGAGAACGGUCCGUUUUUCCCGUUUUUACAAAACCAGGAGCCAGCGCCGGGGGCAUGUGAAGUCAGCCCGGAUGGACAUGUUAUGGUGUGCGCCGUGUGCCACUGUUUUCUGGGGGAGCAGUGGAACUCAUUCGAGCGGACUAGGACACCCAUAGAGAAGCGUAUGUACUGGCUGAAGAGGCCGUACCAGUGCGACUCUCGGCGGAUACCACAGGAGUGGAACAUCUCCUAUGACCUGGAGCGGAGAAUCAGUGUCAGCAGCCAGAAUUACGACGGGAACGAGUCGGAUUUCUCCUCUUUCUCGGAAAACGAGAACAUGUCAGACCAAGAACUGGAUUUAGUAGACCGCGCCGGUGUGAGCAAGGAGAAGUAUAGAACAUCUGGCAGCAACAGCAAAACUCCCAGAAACGGUAGCAGGAAGAACAACAACAGUGUUAAAAACAGCCCUGACUCUGAACGGGCUAUCCGCUAUCCGGUGGGUGUUUACCAGGCACAGGACUCGCCGAAAUCGGAUAGUGCCAUGCCGCCCAGGCGCGGUGCUAAAAUUAUGAAUAAUCUCUCUCAGUCAUCAGUAUCUCUGGCCCAAGAGAUUGUGUCCCAGAGAUGCUAUGACAGCUCUCACGUCGACACACCUGUGCAGGACAACGGGAUCAUUAUGCGCAACAGGCAGUGGCUAGCGGAGGGGAAUGUCAGACACGCUGACCCGCGCCCUCUCCAACGCGCUGCUGACAGCAGCUGUAGCUUAACCAGGCAUCCCUCCCUCAUAUUCCACCAGAAAGGAGAGGAUCUCGCUGACGCUGCCGACGGACUAUCACCCAUUGGCGCCGCUGUCACCUCUAGGCGCGACACAGCAGCACCUAGAGAACUUGUUCCGGGCAAGUUUAUAGCCUCUGACAACUCUGACAACGACCACGAGAUCAAUAUAACCAGUGACGAGAACCGCCAGGUGUUUGAAGCAGCUGGCAGCAGCAGAGAGAGGGUAUUGGCCCUGCUGAGACCACCCAGGGAUGCUGCCGGGAGGGUCAUUGCCAUGCCCCAGAGUGGUGCCAGUGGUGGUGCCAACAGGAGUACCAGUCCCGAGGAGUGUGUGUGUUACAUCUGUGGCAGCGGGAUGUGGCAGGGCGGGAGGUUCCGUGUGUCUGUGCAGAAGCAGGAGAGGGCAGCCAGCGAGCCCUUCUUCCCCUUCCUGUGGUUACACAGCCCUCCCCCUGGCGCCAUGCCCCUCACCCCGGGGGGCACCACCCUGGUCUGUGCCAGCUGCCACACCUCCCUCAUGCAGCAGUGGCAGGGCUUCCAGCUGGCCGACGUGCCCGUUCUCCAGCGCCUCUACGUGGUCCCCCUCAACGAGGGCUCCUCCACCCCUGCACCAGCCUCGGGCCACACUCCCUGCAUCACUCCCCAGGAAAGGCAGCCCUCAGAGCCCCCGGACCGCCUACCUAAGUCUCAGGCUUCCUGCGAGGCCUGUUUCCUCUGUGGCCAGGAGUGCGGGCGGGAUGUGAGGGUGGCAUAUGCACGGGUCGGCAUGGGAAAAGCCCGCGGUGCCAUGUAUUUCCCCUUCAUCAACCUGCUGCCGUGCCCGCCUGGUGCCCUGGGAGUGAGGAACGGCCGGGUGCACUGCUGUCCUCCAUGCUACGCCAUCCUGGAGGAGAUCUGGGGGGCGUACCGCCUCAGCCUCAGUGAGGACCUCAUCACCUCUGUCACCUCCUUCCUGGGGAGGUACCACACAGCGCUGGCCACAGGUGGAGCUGGACUGGCCCAUUCCCAAAAGGGGGUGUCCUCCUCUUCCUCUGGCCAUGGUGGGUCUGUAUCAGUGUGUUACCUGUGUGGGACACAGCUAGGGGUCGGGGGGGAGUUCCAACUCCAUGUCAAUCCUCCCGGGCGCUGUGGAGAGAGAGAGCCCUUCUUUCCCUUCCUCACCAUCCACCCUCCCGCUCCCCGCGCCAAACCUGCCGACGCCACCGGCCUGGUGUCAGCAUGUGCCCUCUGCUAUCACGACCUGCAUGCCCAGUGGGCUCAACAUGAGAGCCAGGGUUCUGCCACCUCCAGCUCUACAGCCCCAGGCCCAGCCUCCUCCACCCCCCAGCCGGCCAGCUCUCCCUGGGCCAGACAGUACAGCUGCGAGGCCUUUGUGUGCUUCUUCUGCAGACAGGAGCAGAGGCGUCAGGGGGGGCUGUGUGCGGUCACAGUGGCCAGGCUGCCUGUUUUCCUGUACGCCCCGCGCGGGCACCGCACCCUCCUGGUGGAUGAUGGGAGGAAGCUGGUGAUUGGCUCGUGUGUGGAAUGUAAGUCCAUGGUGCUGGCGGGACAGAGCAUGCAGCAGGAAAGAGACAGGGACAGGGAGGGACAGGGAGACAGGAGGACAGAGUCACCUCCCACUACAUCACGCCCCAGACAUAAGACAUCCAAUGUGAUUGAGGGCGUGGCCAGAGUCAGCAAGGAGGCGGAUUCUGCCAUACGUGCAUCAGCAGUGAGCGAAUCACAAUCAACGGAACCUGGGGUUGGCCACACCCCUUCUCUACCCCCCACCCUGGAGCCAGAGAGAGGAGAUCGCCCACCUUCCAGCAUGAGCCAUGAGCCAAAGUCACCUUCCUUAGGAAUGAUAUCCACGGCAACUCGCACCACGGCGACGGUCAGCCCCCUCACCCCGUCGCCCCUUAACGGAUCUAUCGUAGCCAAUGGGAGCCCGGCGGCCCAGUCUGCACACUCCGGAUUCGCCGCCGCCCUCCGUAAACUGGCCAAACAGGCCGAGGAUCCUCGAGCUGGCUCGUCCAUCAGUAGUGAGUCGUCUCCGGUCUCGUCCCCAGCCACCAACCACAGUUCUCCGGUUAGCACACCCAAGAGAGGCCCCCUGGGCCCAGGGCCUGUCCUGGCGCCACCUGGGGGCCACAGUGUGCCAAGCACCCCGCCCGUCGUCACCAUCGCCCCCACCAAGACCAGCAACGGCCUCUGGAGGAGCGAGGCACGCCAGGCUGACUCGGGCCCUCGUGGGGUCAGUAGGGAGCGCCUGGGAGCAGAGGCGCCCCACCAGCAGGAGAAAGGUGGCCCCUCAGUCCCUGCUCACCUCAUAGGAAACCCCUAUGCCUUUGGCCUGAGCCCCGGUGCUGUCAUGCAGGACGCACGCUUCCAGCCCCUCAAUCUGCCCAGGCAGCUGCCCCAUGGAGUGCCCCCUGGUGGUGUACCAGAGGAGUACCUACGGGGGUUCCGCCCCUACGCCACGGCUGAGGACCUCCGCAUGCCUUCUGGACUGCCCCUGGGCCUGGACCCCGCCACCGCCGCCGCAGCCGCCGCCUACUACCAUCCCUCCUACCUGCCACAUCCCUCCUUCGCCCCCUACAGGAUGGAUGAUCCAUUCUGUCUAUCAGCUCUGAGGUCACCGUUCUACCAUCUCCAAGGAGGGGGAGGCCUGCCCCCCCUGCACCCCUCUGCUGUCCACAUGCACCUGCAGGGGGUCCGCUACCCUGGGGACCUCACACACGCCUCACUGUCCGCUCUGCAGUCUGAGAGACUGUCUGAAAGGCUCCAGAUGGAAGAUGAGCUCCGGCAGCGAGAGAGGGAGCGCGAGCGUGAACGAGAGCGCGAGAAAGAGAGGGAGCGUGAGGCAGAGCGGGAGAAGGAGCGGGAGAGAGAAAGAGAGAGGGAGCGAGAAAGAGAGAAGGAGCUGGAGCGGGAGAGAGAGCGUGAGCGGGAGAGGGAGCGGGAGAGAGAGAAGGAACGAGAGAGAGAGAGGGAGAUGGAGAGGCAGAAGGAGAGGCAGAAGGAGAGAGUGAUGAGAGAGAAGGAGCUACAGUCCAAGGCGAUGGAGAGUCACUACCUGGCUGAGCUCCAUGCCAUGAGAGGACAGGAGGACAGAACCAAGCCUGAGAGACUCACCCCCAACCGGCCAGACAAAACCAAAGAGCCCGCCCUCCAAGCUCCAAAGCCAAUGCCACCAGGCCUCCACUCCUCCCUGAGCCAAUCACAUCACGGCGUUCCCGGCCUGGUCUCCGCCCAUGGCCUCUACCUGGGGCCCGGCGGUGUGGGGGUGGGGCUCACCGCCGCCAUGAUGCUCCAGCGGACCAAUGAGGAAGAGCGCUGGUUGGCGCGGCAACGGAUGCUUCGCCAGGAGAAGGAGGAUCGUCAGUACCAGGUGUCAGAGUUCAGACAGCAGGUCCUAGAGCAACACCUGGACUUGGGACGACCUGGGGAGGGAGGAGAGCUACGCUCAGACACACACAGAUCCAUACCAAAUCAUCAUGAACCGGGUGGCCGUGACCUCCACCCCCACCUGGGCGCCCCUCCCCCCCUCAUCUCUCCCAAACCCCUCCAGUCGCGCGACCACCCCCACCCCCCUCCCCCCACCACCCUGUGGAACCCCGCCUCCCUCAUCGAUACCGCCUCGGACUCACGACGCACCACCCACCACGACCCUCCGGGCUUGGGCCACUACGACCUCAGCCGCUUGCCUCCCAAACUGGAGGAUGGGCUCCGGAGGGGCAGGGACCGGGACGGGGGCCUGGAGAAGUACCACCCCCCACUCCGAGGCCCCCCGGGGCUGCCUGAGCCCAGCACCUUCCUGGCAGAGCUGGAGAAAUCCACCCAGACCUUCUUCAGCCAGCAGAGGGCCUCGCUGUCCCUGCCCAGCCAGUACGGAGAGCUGGGGGGAGGGAUGAAGAGCAGCGGGGCCCUGAAGAGCCUCCAGGGGCCCUCAGGGAUGGGGAGACAAAGCCAGGCCCAGGGACACAGUUUGGGCCAGGGAAUGGGACCUGAGUCUGGCCUAAUGUAUGAUGAGUUUCUCCAGCAGCACCGUAGGCCUGUCAGUAAACUGGACCUGGAGGAGAGGAGGAGGAGAGAGGCCAGGGAAAAAGGUUACUACUAUGAGCUGGAUGACUCGUAUGAUGAGAGUGAUGAGGAGGAGGUCAGGGCCCACCUCAGGAGGGUAGCAGGGCAGCCCCCUCUCAAACUGGACGACUCCACAGAGAAAGUGGACUUCCUGUGUGUGUUUGGUCUGACCACGGUGUCACGACGUGACCACCUGGUACAGCAGAAGAGGAGGAAGCGGAGGAGGAUGCUGAGGGAGCGCAGCCCCUCGCCCCCGGCUGUUCUGUCCAAACGCACCCCUCCUCCCCCGGCCCCCCUCAGCACCCACUUCACCCCAGAGGAGAUGGACAGAGCCCCCGAACUGGAAGACAAGAAACGCUUCCUCACCAUGUUCAGCCUGUCCCACGUCUCUGUACAGCAGAGGAGAGAUAAUGAGACAGUGGUAGAGUUGCUUCAGGCCAUUAAACAGAAGAGCGUAACCUUGGAUACCAUCAGACAUGCCCCUCACCCCCUAUGUAAGACCCCCCCAGCACAGAACUCAGAUCCUGCCUCAGCGCUUUCCAGCGAAUCAGAUGAGCCACUCAGUGUCAGUCCCUCCUCCCCCAGCGGACUCCUGGGGCAGCCUAAACCCUCCUCCUCUGACGCACUGAGACCAAAGGACCCCCCUCCUCCACUCCCCUACCUGGAAAAGACCCGUGGGCUCCCUGAAGGCCCCCCCUCCAAGAGGAGCUCGUCGUCCAGCCUGCUGAAUAGCCUGCGCCCCCCCGUGCAGCCUAAAGAUGCUCCCCCCAGCCUGAACGGCCGGACCAAGCCCUGGGAGAGCUUUACUGCUGAAGAGUUUUCCCAGCAGUUCCACGAGUCUGUCCUCCAGUCCACACAGAAGGCCCUGCAGAAGCACAAAGGUGGAGCCACAGUGAUCUCAGCGCCCUCUCACCUCCAGGACUCCUCAGUGCACUACAACAUUCCAGAGCUGCAGAGCGCCCCCAGUCGGCCGCCCCCGCCACACACACACCCUCACACACACUCCAUCCAACACCCGCACCCACACUCCAUCCAACACCCGCACUCACACGCGCACCCGCUCCCCCAGCCCAAUGGGCAGCACUGCCCCCCGCACCCCCACCGAGAGCCCCCAGGAGCGAGGGAGGAGCAGUCUGCACCAGAGGACUCAGAAGAAGAGGAGGAAGAGGAGGAAGAGGAGGCCCCAGUACCCAAGUGGCAGGGGAUUGAAGCGAUCUUUGAAGCCUAUCAGGAAUACAUUGAAGAGCAAGGUGUGGAGCGCCAAGUGCUGCAGAGCCAGUGUCGGAGACUGGAGAACCAGCACUACAACCUGAGCCUGACAGCAGAGCAGCUCUCCCACAGCAUGGGGGAGUUGAUGUCUCAGAGACAGAAGCUGGCGGUGGAGAGGGAGAAGUUACAGGCCGAGUUGGAGCACUUCAGGAAGUGUCUGACGCUGCCGCAGCCCCACUGGGCCAGGGGAGGCCACUACAAGGGUUACCCCCCCAGGUGACAGCCCCACUGGGCCAGGGGAGGGCACUACAAGGGUUACCCCCCCAGGUGACAGCCCCACUGGGCCAGGGGAGGUCACUAUAAGGGUUACCCCCCCAGGUGACAGCUCCACUGGGCCAGGGGAGGCCACUACAAGGGUUACCCCCCCAGGUGACAGCUCCACAGGAGAGAGGGAUGAAUUCAUGGAUUCAUUGAUAGAUGGAUGGGGCUGCUGCCAGCCUGCCAGGGACGGUGCCACCAGCCAGUGGUCUGUGAUAACCCUGGUGUCAGAGGGUGCAAUGGGCACGUCACACACGGGGCAAAGCUCUAGGACGGCAUGGUCAACACACACACAAACAUACAGAGAAACACACUCACACCACUCUCUUCAGCAGGCACCAGUUACUCUCUUACAUUGCAGUCCCAGCCCCAUCCUGGGCUCCCUUCACAGCCACGCCCACACAGACAAUCCUGCAAUCGGAGAGCAGCUCAGCCCUGGAAUGGGUGUGGUCACGUGACAGAGCGCCAUCUACCACCAAUCCAAUGCCCCUACCUCUGGCCAACCGGACAGGACUGAACCUCCCAGCAUCUCUCCUGGUGGCAGGUCAGGCCAGCUUUCAAACUUGAAAUGCACUUAAAGAGAAAGACCUGAAGAACUACCUGGUGGUACUGUGUUACGACAAAGAACUGUUCAAAUUAGGGAAGAACUUACAAAAUGCACAUUUUGGAAUGAAUAAAGGAAAUGUUUUAUUUCGAGAUGAGAAUAAGAAUUUAAAAGGUGCUUCAGCCUUGUAUUGUAAAUAAUAUUAAGACUAAAAAUAAUUUUGUAUGUUUUUAUUACUUUAAUCAUUGUUCUUUUAAGAAGAAGAAAAUAAGCCUGCCAUUUUUUUAUAUGUUCAUGCUUUUUUGGUUGAAACAGAAAGCUUUGCUUUUAGUGUUUGUUCUGCUGCUGGUUAGGACUGCCCUGUUCAGAGGUGUAGUUUGAAGGAGAAAAGGAGAGAGAGAACAUGAUUUCCUCUUCUCCUCUCCCCCUUUGACCAAGCCAUGUGUGCUGCCAUAGCAGCAGCCUGAGCUCCAGCCACAGCCCUCCCUCCCCUGGCCUCCAGGCCCCGUAAGGCUCACUGAGAUGGGGGUAAGACCUAACUCCAGGCCCCACAGGCCUCCCAGAUCCAUGCACUCCGUCAGAACACCAGGCCCACACAGAACCCCUCCUGUCAGAAACAGCGUGUUUUACCACUCUCCCUGUGUGAGUAGUUACCCAUGGGAAAGAGUGAGUGACAACUACGGUUACAAUGUCAUUCUUUAUUUCUCUCUCUCCUUUUCCCCCCUUCAGCUCUAGUCCAGGGAUGGGCGCUUAGUAGAACUGUUAACUGAUAACUAGACCCAUCUCUCUGGACCUUAUCAUUAAGCACAAGGGGCACAACACCCAUUAUGAUGAGACAUUCAUAUCACUAAACCCACAGAGAGGAGGGAACAAUGCAGACAAUACCACGUCAAGAUUAUUCUCCUUUGUGUUUGCCAUAAAAGGAAAUAGUGCCAAAAAGUAGCCCUCCCUCACACAAAAUAUCAUGAGACUUUUAAACCUCCAAAUAGAGUAAUUAAAAUAACUCCCUGAAUUGAAAUGGCCAACCCACUUCUAAACAUAUUAUAUUACUACAUUUAUCCCACUUAUCAUAAUGUCAAAGCCCUUGCCAACAAUUGGUUAAUGGACAAUUGUUUUUCACUUGAGGGCCCUCAAAUCCAAAGUCUAUUAAAGGUUUUGCCAAGUAUAUGAAUCAUUGCCCUGCACUGCACUGUGCAUCUAUAGUGUGUGUUUUCAUGCCUACAUCAGUGUCCACCUCGCUGCUGGCCAUAGCUGUCUCCUGUGCCUCCGUACCCCUGUUCCCCAGUCUCUCUAUUCCCCUACCUUCCUUCUGUGGGAGUGUCUGGCCUUUUAGCCUUGCAGGAGGACCUUCGGCAGCAUAGAUCGCAAUGCAGCGUGGGUAUUGUAGUGCUGUCAGUCAGAGUUGACAAGGCUUUGAGUAUGUAGUCCUAAAGGGGUUCUGUUUGAACCCCAGUCUGAUGCUGUGGAUGUGAGAUAACAGGGAGGGGAGGGUGGCUGCAGGUCUGGUCCCUACAUCCCUCUUUGUUCCAUUCCUGGUGAGCUCUCAGAGGAACACCCAGUUAGGGAGGCGGAACCAUGUUUACAGACCAGAGCAGAGCUACGAUAGGAGCACCACUUGUCAAUCAGACAGCAAGCGCUACCACUGAGUUAAGCAGCCAAUGAGUUAGCGGGGGACGUUAGGCCCUUCCCCAGAGCCUCCUUACUCUACUACGCACGCACACGCAAUAGCCCCCUGACUCUAUGGAGGAUGUCUAGACUCUAGAUGCUGUGAAACUCUGAUUUUAAAAUGUACUUGUUUGAAUUAAUUGUAAUGUAAUAUAUUAUUUGUUGAAUGUAGUAAUUAGGUAUUUAUGAAUAUAUUGCUGUAAUUUCAGACAAAAAAAUAAAAGAAAAUAUUUCAAAAAUGUACUUGAAUAGUCAA
Messenger RNA from Oncorhynchus masou masou (cherry salmon), 9296 nucleotides. It is a transcript of the gene gse1b, whose product is annotated as Gse1 coiled-coil protein b. The record is from RefSeq and is a predicted model, not a curated record. NCBI's taxonomy places the organism in Eukaryota, Metazoa, Chordata, Actinopteri, Salmoniformes, Salmonidae.